Molecule: messenger RNA, 616 nt
Organism: Dacryopinax primogenitus
Lineage: Eukaryota; Fungi; Basidiomycota; Dacrymycetes; Dacrymycetales; Dacrymycetaceae
Product: GRIM-19
Exons: 5
Coding region: 68-436 (122 amino acids)
Source: RefSeq, a predicted model, not a curated record
UCUGUCCACCUGCUAUUGUCGAGUUAACUGUCAGAUUUGACAAUCGGUCAUUUGACGGUCUCUCAAGAUGUCCGUCCCCUACAGACAGGACAUGCCCCCUACGGGUGGGUUCGAGGCAAUUCGAUACAAGCGUUACCUGCCAUACAAGGGACCCAGUGGUGCUGUGAUCUUUGGCGCCUUCUUCCUUGUCUCGGCCUAUGGAUUGUACCGGGUCGGGAUGGGCAACAGAGAGAAGCGAGAGCUGCUUCGGGAAAAGCAAUGGGCGCGUAUCCACCUCGUCCCCAUUCUCAUGGCUGAGGCCGACCGAAACCUGGUUCGACGUGAAUAUGUUGCGUUGGAAAGGGAAAAGGAGCUGAUGAAGAAUGUAAAGGGUUGGCAGCCUGGCGGCAAGGUGUAUCAUUCGGACAAGUACAUACCGCCGAGCAUUCAAAUUUAAGGACGGGGUAGCCGACCCGUGCCUUUCUUUCCAUACAAUGAAUGGGAUAUUGAUGAUAUGACCAAGCACCUAUCGGACGGAUCGUGCCGGAGGUGGAACGCCGCCCGGUGGAGGGAGGGAAUAGUUCCGAACCUUCUUCGAGCGGGCGCACGAUUGUGAAAUUGACCGGAUUGAGUUUUG